This is a messenger RNA of Oryza brachyantha (malo sina), 1820 nucleotides long. RefSeq names its product sugar transport protein MST8. Gene Ontology annotation, biological process: monosaccharide transmembrane transport. Gene Ontology annotation, cellular component: membrane. Bases 64 to 1608 code for a protein of 514 amino acids. Gene Ontology annotation, molecular function: monosaccharide transmembrane transporter activity. The transcript is spliced from 4 exons. NCBI's taxonomy places the organism in Eukaryota, Viridiplantae, Streptophyta, Magnoliopsida, Poales, Poaceae. The record is from RefSeq and is a predicted model, not a curated record.
AUUUCUCCCCCACACUCCUCGAGGAGAGAGCUCCACGCAGUCGUCACGCACCUGAUUCCGGUCAUGGCCGGCGGCGCUAUGACCGACACCGGUGGGGCGCACAAGAACUACCCGGGGAAGAUGACCAUCUUCGUCUUCCUCGCCUGCCUCGUCGCCUCCUCCGGCGGCCUCAUCUUCGGCUACGACAUCGGCAUUUCAGGCGGCGUGACGUCGAUGGACCCGUUCCUGAUCAAGUUCUUCCCGUCGGUGUACGCCAAGGAGAAGGAGAUGGUGGAGACGAAUCAGUACUGCAAGUUCGACAGCGAGCUGCUGACUCUCUUCACCUCGUCGCUGUACCUCGCCGCGCUCGUCGCCUCGCUCUUCGCCUCCGUCAUCACCAGGAAGUUCGGCCGCAGGAUGACCAUGCUCGGCGGCGGCGUCAUCUUCCUCGUCGGCGCCAUCCUCAACGGAGCCGCCGCCGACGUCGCCAUGCUCAUCAUCGGCCGCAUCCUCCUCGGCAUCGGCGUCGGCUUCAGCAACCAGGCUGUGCCGCUGUACUUGUCGGAGAUGGCGCCGGCGAGGAUGCGCGGCAUGCUCAACAUCAGCUUCCAGCUCAUGAUCACCGUCGGCAUCCUCGCCGCCAACCUCAUCAACUACUUCACCGACAAGAUCGCCGGCGGCUGGGGCUGGCGCGUCAGCCUCGGCCUCGCCGCCGUCCCGGCCUUCAUCAUGUCCGGCGGAUCCCUCUUCCUCCCCGACACCCCCAACUCGCUCCUCGCCCGCGGGAAGGAGGACGAGGCGCGCACCAUGCUCCGCCGCAUCCGGGGCACCAACGACGUCGGCCCGGAGUACGACGACCUCGUCGCCGCCAGCGAGGCGUCCAAGGCCAUCGUGAACCCGUGGAGCACGCUCCUCGAGCGCCGGUACCGGCCGCAGCUGGUGAUGUCCCUGCUGAUCCCGACGCUGCAGCAGCUCACCGGCAUCAACGUCGUGAUGUUCUACGCGCCCGUGCUGUUCAAGACCAUCGGCUUCGGCGGCACGGCCUCGCUCAUGUCCGCCGUCAUCACCGGCCUCGUCAACAUGGUCGCCACCUUCGUCUCCAUCGCCACCGUCGACCGCCUCGGCCGCCGCAAGCUGCUCCUUCAGGGCGGCGUCCAAAUGAUCAUCGCACAGUUGAUUCUUGGGACGCUGAUCGCGAUCAAGUUCGGGACGGCCGGCGUGGCGAACAUCUCGCGGACGUACGCCAUCGUGGUGGUGCUGUGCAUCUGCGUGUUCGUGUCGGCGUUCGCGUGGUCGUGGGGGCCGCUGGGGUGGCUGGUGCCCAGCGAGAUCUUCCCGCUGGAGAUCCGGUCGGCAGCGCAGAGCGUGGUGGUCGUCUUCAACAUGCUCUUCACCUUCAUCAUCGCGCAGGUGUUCCUGAUGAUGCUGUGCCACCUCAAGUUCGGCCUCUUCUACUUCUUCGGCGCCUGCGAGCUCGUCAUGACGGCGUUCGUCUACUUCUUCCUGCCGGAGACGAAGGGGAUCCCCAUCGAGGAGAUGGACAGGAUCUGGGGCAAGCACUGGUACUGGAGACGGUUCGUCGACGGCGACGGCGACCGCAAGGUCGAGAUGGCCGCCUCCACAGUAUGACGUGUGUGCCGUCAAAUUAAACUUUCAAUUUCGUUUGGAUUAAUUGAAUAUGCCGUGCUUGUCAUUGGACUCAUAGUCAAAGGGAAGACAGUGAGAUUUUUUUUAAUUUACUCUCUAGUUUUUGGAUGUUCUGAAUGAAUUAGGGUGAAUUUUGAGAAGUAGCCCUCAGGGGCAGGGAACACUAUUCAAUAUAUGCCAUGCUAGUUUUACAA